This is a messenger RNA of Conger conger (European conger), 2716 nucleotides long. RefSeq names its product trans-2,3-enoyl-CoA reductase-like 2a (gene tecrl2a). Lineage: Eukaryota; Metazoa; Chordata; Actinopteri; Anguilliformes; Congridae. The transcript is spliced from 14 exons. Bases 591 to 1529 code for a protein of 312 amino acids. The record is from RefSeq and is a predicted model, not a curated record. Gene Ontology annotation, biological process: very long-chain fatty acid biosynthetic process. Gene Ontology annotation, molecular function: oxidoreductase activity, acting on the CH-CH group of donors.
CGUAAACCUCACAAACAUGUAACUCUAGUCAGAGGCCUAACCCAGGUGUCCCCAGUGACACAUCCCAUUAACGCAGACCGACAGGGACAAAGGGCGCGACUGUUAUUCGACCAAUGCAAAGAGGCACGCACAGUGCACAUAAUCCAUCGCCCUUCCAGACAGGCCGCUGGGUAGCUGAGCCCCAGGAGAGAGCAGCGUGUAGCUUUUUCCUGGAGCAGUGCAGGGUCAGCAGCUGCCGAUGCCGCUGGAGUUGGCGAGCGGCAAAGGGUUACGGUCGUAAUUCUCUCCGGGCAGGUGGAGUUCAGCGGAGACGGAGGCCCUCCUGGGUGAACUCUGGAGAGGGGACCGAAGCGCGGCUGGCCCUCGGGAGCUCCGCGCAGCAGCCACGGCGGCCAGCGGAGGGCUUCCCCACGUCCCCCCUGGUGGACAUGUGAAUGAACGGGGUCGGGUUUCCGGAUCGCUUCACUCCAGGCAGACGGGGGAGAUUAACAGGGAUCGCCGCGGGAAGGUGGAAGCCGCUUCGCUGAGCCUUGUUACAGCAAGGAAGGUACAACAGAGCGCAGCGGACAGGAAGCCCAGGUCCAGAAACAAUGAGCAGAGCUAGUUUCUUUGAGGUGGAGAUACUGGACCCCAAAUCUAAGAGGCAGCUCUGCUUCCUGGACAAGGUGGAACCCCAUGCAACAAUCGGUGAAAUCAAGUGUCUAUUUCAUAAAUUCUACCCCCCCUGGUACCCAGCCAGACAGUCUCUCUGGAUUGACCCAAAGGGAAAACCACUGAAAGAUGAUGAAAUAUUACAAAAUCUACCUGUUGGGACCACUGCAACAAUGUACUUCAAAGAUCUGGGUCCACAGUUAGGGUGGACAAUGGUGUUUUUGGCAGAGUAUGUUGGCCCUCUCUUUAUUUACCUGCUGUUCUACUUCCGUGUCCCGUACAUCUAUCGACACAAGUAUGCCUUCACAUCCAGCCCGUAUCCGGUGGUCAAUAUGGCCUGUGUGUGCCAUUCAUUCCACUACGGCAAGAGGCUCAUUGAAACCAUAUUUGUGCACCGGUUUUCCCACGGCACCAUGCCACUGCGAACUAUCGCACGGAACUGUAUGUAUUACUGGGGAUUUGCUGCAUGGCUGGCAUAUUACAUUAAUCAUCCUCUUUACACGCCACCAACCUAUGGGGACAUGCAAGUAAACUAUGCACUGGCCACGUUUCUGGUCUGCGAAGUGGGUAACUUCUCAAUUCAUCUGGCCCUCAAUAACCUUAAAUCUGAGGCAGGGUCCAAGUCGAGAAAGAUCCCAUACCCAACCAAGAAUCCAUUCACAUGGCUCUUCUUCUUUGUGUCCUGUCCGAAUUAUACUUAUGAGAUAGGAGCCUGGCUGAGUUUCACGGUCAUGACGCAGUGUGUUCCAGUGGCCCUGUUCACAUUGGUGGGCUUCAUCCAGAUGACGAUCUGGGCAAAAGGGAAGCACAGCACCUACAACAGAGAGUUUAAGGACUACCCCCACUUCAGGAUGCCUAUCAUUCCCUUCUUUCUCUGAGGAGAGGCCAGGGAUCGUGUGGCGGUCAGUCAGUUGGGCUGGGGGAUAGCAGUGGAAGCUUUAGAAACCAGCUCGGUGCUUUGAGGGCUGAGAGCCGCAAUGGCUUCUCUGUAGCAUGGUGCAAGGCUUCUUCAUCACUAUUGCUAUGCACUCCAAGUGCUAAAGUAGUUGUGUCUGGAGGGAAGCAGGUAGGAGUCCUGCAGAUUGCACUCACCUUUAGUAACUGUAGGCAAUGAGUGAAUGUCCUACAGAUACUUUAACAGGCUUACCUUAUCCAAUUAGAUCUAAAGAUCUACAGAAGUCCUUUAGGAUAUGGAUUUGCAAUAAGAACUUAAAAGGUGACAAAUGAUGUAUUAAAGAUGUUUCUGUUAUUUAAGACUAUUGCUAAGUUGUGAUGGUUUUUGAGAAGAAAGAUGAUGCUUGUCAGAAUUUUGUAAGGUUUGUCUUACAAAAAGCUUACUUAAAUGUGCACAUCUUUCCUGAAUUUCAGAUCGUAAGGAAAAUAUGCAACUGUCAAAAGUUAUUUUAAAGCUAAAAUAUAUGCAAACAACAAAAAGGAAAACUAUCUCUUGAAGUGAAAGUAGGUUUUGGGUGUAAUCAAGAUACUCAAAUGAGCUGAACGUCUACCAUCAGACCUCUGUAAAGGGCUUUGUAUGGUUACAUUAGUGGACUGCACUGUGGGAUUAACUUUUCCUUAUAACAAUAAAACAGUUGUGUUUUAUAUUUAUAUAAAGAGGUGGCUUCUGAAUGUAUUCACUUUGUAAAUAAACAAAUGUAUGUUUAAAGCCUUUCAGAACCAUUCAGACAAGUGUUUUAGGAAGUUUUGUGAUUCUGUUGGGUAUGAAUAUACAGGCAAAAUAUGAACAGGGUAAUGAUUGUAGCAUCAACAUCAAGCUGUCAGAUAACAGCUGUAUUUUUCAUUCAGGUCUUAGAACAAUAAUAUAUAAUAUAGCAGAGAGCUGUACAAUGGUGAAGGAAUUCCUCUGAACAGGUAUUGAACACAAUAGUACAACUUUCUUUGAAUUAGAGUACUGUAAUAUCAAUAAUAAUUAUUUAAGAGCUACGUCAUUCUCAGGUGAAGCUUCAGUGAAGUUAUAUAGCCUUGCAACAUAACAUACUGUUACCAAAUGAUUUUUUUACCCAGAGUGUAAACUUUCCAAUAAACCAUUUGAAUAUGUGAAAACAUG